CCCCCCCCCCUCCCCGCCGCCGCAGGGGCUAGCAGGGGGAAGGAGAAGGGGGCGCUCCCUCGCCCCCCAUUUUCAGCACAACGGGAGGGGGGGGGAGUUCAUCGGCACAAACAAGGAGCGCAGGACCCGCUUCCUCCCCCCCUCCCUUCCCUCGGCGAUAAAUCCAGCCGGGCUAUGCAUCGCGAUGGGGACGCGCUGCCGCCUUCCCCGCGCUGAGGCGGCGGCUGCUGCCGCUGCCGGGGGGGCCGCCAUCCCCUCGGCGGGGACAGAGCAGCCGCCGCGGGGGCUGCCCGGCCCCCAGCGAGGGAGCAGCCGCCGCUGAGGUCGCCCUGCCCUCGGCCAGGGCCGCCGCCAAGGGCCGGGGGGAGCCCGAGCCGCUGCGACACGGGAGGGAGAACGGGGCUCGGCGCGCAGGGAGGAGGCGCAGCGGGCAUGCGCCGGCCGAGCCGCUGACUGGAUCCUCAGGCGAGGUACCGAGGCAAAAAAAUUAAAAAAAAGGAAAAAAUAAUAAUCCUAAAGGAAUGAAGGAGAGAAGAACGGAACGCGGCGGAGGAAAGCGAAAAGGGGUUUAAAAAGGGGAUAAAGCAGCGCUGGAGGAGCAGAUGUGGCAUGUGGGCACCGCCGGCACCAACAGAUAUUUUGAUGGCAUGACAAAUCAGAAAGAAGAGGAUGUACUGUAUGACUAGACACCAGAUCAGUUCUGUUUGUGGAUUACAUUUUCAGUAAGAUGUAUGGAUCUAUUUUUUCCUUGUUCUUAUAUAUAGAUCAUGAGACUUGACUGAGGCAAUAUACAUAUCAUCCAUCCAUCUAUGGCGAACUACAGCCAUGCAGCUGACAACAUUUUACAAAAUCUCUCUCCUUUAACAGCUUUUCUGAAACUGACUUCACUGGGUUUCAUAAUAGGAGUCAGUGUGGUGGGUAACCUUCUGAUCUCCAUUUUGCUAGUCAAAGAUAAGACCUUGCAUAGAGCUCCUUACUACUUCCUGUUGGAUCUUUGCUGCUCAGAUAUCCUCAGAUCUGCAAUUUGUUUCCCAUUUGUUUUCACCUCUGUAAAAAAUGGCUCUACUUGGACGUAUGGGACUCUUACUUGCAAAGUGAUUGCCUUUUUGGGGGUUUUGUCCUGCUUUCACACUGCUUUCAUGUUGUUCUGCAUAAGCGUCACCAGAUACUUAGCUAUUGCCCACCACCGUUUUUAUACGAAAAGGCUGACCUUCUGGACUUGUUUGGCCGUUAUCUGUAUGGUGUGGACCCUCUCUGUAGCCAUGGCUUUCCCCCCAGUUUUAGAUGUGGGCACCUACUCGUUCAUUAGGGAGGAAGACCAAUGCACUUUCCAGCAUCGUUCCUUCAGGGCUAAUGAUUCUUUGGGAUUUAUGCUUCUUCUUGCCCUCAUCCUCCUAGCCACACAGCUUGUCUACCUCAAGCUGAUAUUUUUUGUUCACGACCGCAGGAAAAUGAAGCCAGUCCAGUUUGUUGCAGCAGUGAGCCAGAACUGGACUUUCCAUGGUCCUGGAGCGAGCGGUCAAGCGGCUGCUAAUUGGCUGGCUGGAUUUGGAAGGGGUCCCACACCGCCAACCUUGUUGGGAAUCAGGCAAAACGCGAACACCACAGGCAGGAGAAGGCUACUGGUUUUAGACGAGUUCAAAAUGGAGAAGAGAAUCAGCAGAAUGUUCUACAUCAUGACAUUCCUCUUUCUGACCUUGUGGGGUCCCUAUUUGGUAGCCUGUUACUGGAGAGUUUUUGCAAGAGGGCCUGUAGUACCAGGGGGAUUUCUAACGGCCGCUGUCUGGAUGAGUUUUGCCCAAGCUGGAAUCAAUCCUUUUGUCUGCAUUUUCUCCAACAGGGAGCUGAGGCGCUGUUUCAGCACAACCCUUCUUUACUGCAGAAAAUCCAGGUUACCAAGGGAACCUUACUGUGUUAUAUGAGGGAGCAUCUGUAAAUCUUUAGCCUUGUGAAACACUACCAUUCUCUGCUAAGCAAUUGUGGCCUGUAGCCAUGUCUUGAGAAGAAAAUCAAGAAUGGGAUGUCAGCAGUUGUAAGGAUUUGGGCAACAUUCUGCAGUCUUUGCAAUAGCUCACCUCUAAUCCUAUUUUAAACCUAAACAUGUUCCUGCUGACCACUGCUGAAGGUUUGUAAUUAAGAACAAAGGACUGAACUACUGCCCUGAAUUCCUUUAUGUGGUUGAAAUCUAGAUUAUGAAAGUAGCAGGUGCUAAGUAUCAGUGCUAAAUGCUGUGUAUAUCACUACAUAAAAUAAGACCAUCAAAAAGAUUAGCAUUGGACAUCUUAAUAAAUUAAGUUGAUAUGAGGUUAAUGUGUUGACAAAACUAAUUUUAGACAUCUGAAGACCUUUAAAACAUUUCAUACAAUUAUUGUUUUGCAAAGACUGAAAACUGGGGACUCAAGUACUGUAACUGAUUAAAGAUGUGCCAUGCAUUAUUGGAUUAUCACACUUACAAAUCUGUUUGCCUUGUGAGUAAGUUUUGGGGAGCAUUCCAAAGCAGUAUUUUUGUUUGGAUUUAGACUUAACUUUUUUUUUCCCCUUUUCUUUUUUUUUUUUCCUUUUUUCUUUUUCCCAAAUAUAUUACUCUUUCUAAAUACCAUUUUCCUUAACGGUGAAAUUACUAACAUUUAACUGUAUUCUGUGGGUUUUGCUGAUUUGGUAUAAAGUUUAAUAGACUCUUAUUUAUAUUUUUAAAAAAGCUAGAUAUCAGUCUGUUAGGCAACGUUAAUGAUAAUAUCCAGUCAUAAUUGAACAGUUAUAAUUAUACAGAAUAAACACAUGUUGCCUUAAAGGGUUAUCUAGUAUCUUCCAUUUUGUUUAGCAUUGAAGCAAAUAAGCAAGGAAAAUUGAAUCAGUAACUCUGGUCAGUCAUUUGGGAGUGCAUGAGAGAUCACUUAGUCCUCUUUUUUCCUUUUUACUCCAAUGGUUCCCAAAAUCAGUAUGCACAUCACUGGGAUGAUAUGAUUUUUUUCUAGGUGUGCCGCCCUUUCUAGUUUGUUCUGAGAAACACAGGCAGUUGAUGUAUGUUUAUAUUUUAAGACAGCUGUCAUGGGGAGACCGCAGCCUUAGUAUGAUAUCUUGCACAAUUUGUGAAGCAUUUAUUCUACUGAAGGCACAGUCUUGUUUAUAUUUUCUGCACAUUUUGGUGUAUUGGUUGUUUUAAAUUAUUUAAGUUUUAAAUUGUGAAAGCAUAUAAUAUGAUUUCUUAGUAUUUUAGAAAUACAUUAGAGUCUGUGAGUCUUUCCUUCUUUAAGAUACAGAUGUGUGGAUUUCAAUAUAAAGUUGCAUUUGCCAAAAUUUACCUGUGUAGCUUGUUAAUUUUCUUGGAAUAAAAUUUUACAUUUUUCCAGUUAUACAAUUAACCUUUUUUAUUUUGUCUAGUGAGCUAGCAUGAAGUACUGAGAAUGUAGCCAUUAUGAAUUAUUAUCCUUUGCAGUCACUGUAUUCCCAAACUGUAAAUGCAUGAACGAUGGGGACCACAGGAUUGAUAAAUGAUAUUAUCUACAGUAGCACUAUUGUGUAGUUUAUCAUAAUUACCCAUCUAUCUGUUCUAAUAUGUCAGUUAUAUUUAAAGUUACAACACAGUAUUUGACAUUAACUUCACGGUUUAAUUUUGGAAAAUGUGUAUAUUUGAAGCACAACAUCAUGAGUCAGUCGAUCGUAAAGAACAUUGAUUUUUUCUUAAUUUUUUUGGAGAGACAAGACUAGAGGUCUUAAUUCAGUAUUGGUGUAUCUUGUUCUUUGUUGUAGUUUUAUGACCAGCAAGUUAAUAUAUACAUACACGAGCAGCAGUCAAUAAUGGAAAUGCUUAAAUUUGUAUGAUAACAUUAUACAACAUAUGCAACAAUUCAGAGAGUUGUGUCUAUAUGUGAUCAGACAACUUGAUCAAAGAUUUAGUGAGCAAUCUGUUUGACCUCACUUACACUUUUAUACUGAGGUUGAUUGGUUGAGAGGCAUGGCUUAAUAUACUGUGUUGAAACAGAAAACUUGCUGAAAUACCAAGUCCUCAUCAGUACAAGGAUGUUUCAGAACGUAAUUUGAAACGGGACCAAUAAACUUCCACCAAAAGGACUUUUUUACUACACCGGAAAAGGCUUUGAAAUUAAGGUAGUUAAGCAAUUGUCAAAGAUAGCAGGAGUGCAUAAAAACUGAAUCGUAUGUUGAGAAAAAUUCUGAAAGUUAUCCCACUUCAGUUUAUUAAAAGGUUGAUUGGCAAUAACUUCAGUCUAAUUUCUAUAAAAUAGUAACCUUUACAAGGAACAUUGAUAUUACAUAUUGUAAUAAAGAAGUACAUAUAAAUAAAGUUGUAAAUAGUGUUAUAGUUGUAGAAGUAGUCAGUUCUGAGGAUUAGCCAGAAAAUUUUCAACUAUGAAAUUUCACAAGCUGCAAAUUCGGGGCCUGGCCUAGCUCCUAAUAAAGUCAGUUGGUGUUUUCCCAUUAACUUCAUUUGGAGCAGAAGCAGGCCCUCACGUUUCUAUAGUACUAUGCUUCUGAAAUACUAAGAAGGCUGUAUUUACUAUGCAGUGGGAAAGGAAAAAACAAUUUAAAAUUAUUUCCCUGGAAGUUUUGCAAGCAGUAACUGAUGUAAAUUAAAAUAAUAAACAGUAAACAAGUCUGAAAGCAAAUAUUUUGCUAAAUGUUUUUCUUUUGAUAUGAACAUAAUUCAUUUGACUAACUGAAAAAUACAUGAGUGUCUUGCUACCUGACAGAGGAAGACUUCCUCUUUCUUAAGUGAAUUUUUAUACUUGUUCCAUUAAGAAGUCUUGUAACAGAUGUAAUUCCUUUUAUUCUCUCCAGUGUUAAAAGAACAAGGGGAUGUGCAGUGAAGUUAAAAGUCAACAAAUGAAGUAACAUGCCAUGCAAAGUUAUUACUCAGUGGAACUCACUGGCGCAGGAUGUCCAGUACCUUAGAGAGGUUCCUGCAGGAAUUACAUGUAGACGUGAAGUUAAGCAGUGCUUGCAGGUUCUGCCACCGGUGUCAUUUGAUCCUAGUCAGCACAUCUAACCUCAUGCAUUGGGGGAUAAAUUCAAAAGAGCAAGAAGGUUCCUUCCAGCUCUGUACACGGUUGUGUCAUGGUAUGAAAAGCUCUCUGCUCUCAUUUCAGUACAGGAGUGAAAUUGGUGCCAAAGCUUAUGCAGAGCUGGUAGAUUACUCUUCUAUUUCAGAAUAGCAAAGAAUAUUGCAGUGUUUUAUGUCUGCGUUGAUCUUUGAUGCUCAUGGGUUAUGUGAUGCUAGUUGUUUUAAUUUUCCUGGGUAAGAAAAAAAAGUAAGAACAGCUGCCCUCGAGAAAAGACUGUCUGCCCCUCUUGCUUUCCUGCCCUCUACUUGUGUCACUGGCUCUUUGGCAACCUCUCCAUCAGUUCUUCUUCAAUGUGAAAUAUUUCAUAUAUUGAGUACUAUUUCUUCUGCUCCAGUGCUCCUUAAGAAGUAUCUCAGCCAUCCCCCCUCCAGAGCAGAUAAGAGGAGCCCGCUUUCCUUGAUAGUAGUUUCUUGCAGCAGCUUCCCAAGGAUUGUGAGUGUCUGGGUUCCCUCCUAAAGACAGAAGGAGGCAACUGGUUCCUUCCAGUUGCCCUCCUGGAGCCAUCAUGGCAUGAUGCUUGGCUAGCACACUGCCUAUCUCUGUCUUUUGGCAUUGGUCAUGAAGAAGUCACUGUCUGUUAUGCAGAGAAAAAUGCAUAAUGGUGAGAGGGCAGCAGGAAACAAUUUCCCCUCUCCCAACUCCUUCAUAAAGAAACCACAGUUAUUGUUGCAUUGAUCCUCUAAAUGAAUAAAAUGGACAGUUAGCAAAUUAAUGCAAGGUUUUUGGUAUAACCCUAAAAUAUUAUUACACAGUGGUUUUCGGGCAGUCUCCAGGCCUUGAGGCAGAGCAGCCUGCUGUAUCUAUCUCUUUGUAAGUGCAUUGAGUUUGCUCGCUUGUAUUGUCUUCCAAGCAUGAGAACAUUUUACUUAUAUUAAUCUGAGCCCAGUAUUGCAGCAAGCUGCUGUUAUUCAUGGGUUUAAUAAAUAAAGGGAAGUCUGGUGGUUUUUGAGGUGAAUUAAAGACGUACUUUGAUUAAUACUUGUUUUUUAGCAAAUGUUGAAUAAAACUAUGGGUUGCCAGGCUCUUCCAUAGUUACACAGUCAGCUGUCAAUUAUUGCAAACAGAAAUGGUGUAGACUAACUUGCAUAAAACAUAGGUAAUACAAAGCAUAUGCACACUAGCCUGUAAGAACUUCCUGUGUUUAUUACAUUUGUUGAGGAAUGAAGUUAAGCUGAACUAAAAAGCUGCAGGAGAAAUUAAAAGGAAAAUGGUGGGUGUUUUUCCUUUUAUUUCUGCUUUGUUUUAGCAUAGCCCUGCUAAUCUGCAACCUGGGUUACACACCCACAGACAACCAGGAGUUGACUGUACAGUUCUGCAUACCACAUAGACAACUUCCCUCCAGUUUAUACUCUUUGAGAGCUGUAGAAGUGCACACUACUAAUCUGAUUGACUUUUCAGAGAAAAGAGAAGAUACAGUAUUCUUCAAAACUAAAAUUCAGUGUAUGCUCUCUGCUUUUGUUUACUGAAGUGAUUUUGAGUAUAAAGAAAUCAGUGAUCUAAAUCAGUAAUGAUCAUAAGCAUACUCUGGCUUUGUCCAUUAACAGCAGGACGAGAUGACAUUUUGCGAUGCGUAUGCCAGCAACAAAUCAAAGAGUUUGAUAUUACACACCAUGACUUUCCUUGAGUGGCCUGAAAAUAGCUCAUGCUUAUAUUUAGAAAAGAUACGAUGAAGUUGUCCAUUUAAAUGGAUAAAGUCUGUAUCUAGCCAGUAUCAGAAAACAAAACAAAAAGUGAAUUUUAAAGAUUGCUCAUUAUAAAUAGCAAAGGGUUUUUGUGGUGGUUUUUGUUUAUCUGAACUGUGUAAUUACAUAAGUAUAUGAUGAUCAAAGGAGUGCCACAGUAAAUAAGGCAGAGUUUUAAUAGUCUAAAGAGGAAAUAAGUAACAACAAGCCAUUUGAUGUAAAAUAAAUAUAGCUGUCCAUAUGUUUCAUAAAAUUUAGAAAACAAAGCAAUAAUUGAGAUUUUCACUGCAUAGUGAUUUUAAAUACCCAAUGCGUUUAAAAACAAUGUCAUUAGACAGUGAGGUGACUGAUGCAGUCCAGUGAGACUUACUCUUCACAUCACAGUUUUUGUACUAUGCACUACAUUUAAUGAGCAUGAGGUUUGAAAACAGAAUUUGUCUGAUACAAUCAUCAACAAACUGCAUUAGCUACAAUAAAACUUCUCCAAAUAUUAGGUAAAUUGCUGUCUCCAGAGAUUAUUCAAAAUUAUCCCUGUGCUAAUUCAGGAAAAGUCUACUUCACCAUUGCAAAAGAGCCAUCUAGUUAAAGAUGUUUUUUUCAUCCUUUCAUUUGUUAGCCAAGACAGCUUCUUCUGUAAUGUGGAAUUAAAAAUACCAAGUUUGAAAGGAUAUAUUUGAGUUCCAACUAUUAUGCCACCGAUCCGUGAUAUUGUUGUCAUAUUUUAAGUAAACCCACAAGGUCUAUGGUUGAAGAAUGUAAACAGUCACUUAGAAAACAAACAAACAAAGCAAAACCCAAUGACAUGCUUCCAGUUCAUUCUCUCCUAUUUGCAUGGAAUGCUAAAAUUUCAGUUUUAAGAAUGUGAAGGAAAUCUCUGAAAAGAAGAAGAAGGCUAUAAUAUAUGUAUUGCAUUGUCUGCAUGGUUUUAGUCUAUCAGCUUGCCUAAGCUUUGCCAAUGAAUUUAAGCAGCAUAGAUUGAAUUCUCAUGCUACCAUUAACUACAGCAUUUCCUGACCCCUUUUAUUUCCAUUCUAUAACCGUAAAGCUCAGGCAUGUUAACAUUCUUAUGCAAACUGAAGAAAUUGCUAAAAAUAGAGUUUUGCACUACAAUAAUUUUGGAGGAUCAGCUUCGUGAGACAGUCUAAGAGGGUACCUAUUUACGAUGACUACUUUGGGCAGCAGCUUGGAGGGUACAACAAAAUUUUAACCCCUGUUUAUGAGCUAGCUAAAAUCCUGCUGUCCCUCAGUGAAACCACCUCUCAUGUCUCACUUCCAUGCUGACAUUAAGUAGGACUUCAUUUGUGCAUACCCUGAGUGUUAAUGGGUGAAACUGAGCAGUGAGCAGAGAACAGAAAUGCCUAGACAAUUGUCUUUUCAAAACAGAAAUAACAGAAGAAGCAGAGGCCCAGAGGUAAACAUUUUUGUGAGCUGGUUUGUAUUUCAUGCCCUGUUGCCCCCUCAGUAGUGACUGAGAUCUUCUGGUUUACUCUUGAUUUUUUUGAAAAUAUAUCUGUGCCACUCCACUAUAUCCCACCCCUUAGAAGUUGAUUUUAUGCUUAAUCAAGUUUGUGUAGUCUUUACAAUACAUAUUUAGUAGUAAAACAUUUGUAGCUUUGCACUGAUUAUGGAGAUAUAUAUCAGUGUAAGUGCUUGCCCAUUUCCAUAAGCAAUUCCUGUGUUACAGGCACACAAAUCCUAUUUUUGAAAUUAAGGCACUCUACAAUUAUGUGUUUCCUGAAUUCUCUGUUAAGGCCCUUAAGCUUUGGAAAUUUCUCCUAUUUGAUCCAAAACACUCAAUGCAGAUUAUUAUGGCACACCGCAGGGAACAUUCGAUCUCUCUGACUGCAGGACUGUUUGGACAUCAUGAAGACUGGAAAUGUAUAUUUAGCUCCUGUGUAAUAAUUUAUGGUAAUGACUGAGCAAUAGAAGCAAUAGUGAUGGGGAUCCUAAAAUAACAUAUUUGGGUAAUUGCAACUUUUAAUCGUAAGACAUCCAGCACAAAGGAGAAACGCUCCUUUUGUAAGAUGAUUAUGUAAAUGAAAAUUAAAUACACAAUUAAAUUCAGUUCUAUAGGAUUUUGAUUAUCAUAUUCUGUCAAAGCUACAGCAACAUGGGCAUAAAAAAAAGAAA
Molecule: messenger RNA, 8893 nt
Organism: Oxyura jamaicensis (ruddy duck)
Lineage: Eukaryota; Metazoa; Chordata; Aves; Anseriformes; Anatidae
Gene: GPR85
Product: G protein-coupled receptor 85
Exons: 2
Coding region: 810-1922 (370 amino acids)
Biological process (GO): G protein-coupled receptor signaling pathway
Cellular component (GO): plasma membrane
Molecular function (GO): G protein-coupled receptor activity
Source: RefSeq, a predicted model, not a curated record